This is a messenger RNA of Eufriesea mexicana, 4600 nucleotides long. RefSeq names its product Smad anchor for receptor activation (gene Sara). The transcript is spliced from 13 exons. Gene Ontology annotation, cellular component: early endosome membrane. The coding region runs from base 55 to 4398 and encodes 1447 amino acids. Gene Ontology annotation, molecular function: metal ion binding. NCBI's taxonomy places the organism in Eukaryota, Metazoa, Arthropoda, Insecta, Hymenoptera, Apidae. Gene Ontology annotation, biological process: endosomal transport. The record is from RefSeq and is a predicted model, not a curated record.
UAGGAAUGUUUAUUAAAUGACUUCACAAUUUGCGUAACUAAUUUUAACGACGCAAUGGAAAAAUUUGCUAUUGAUUUGGACAAAGUUUUAGAUGAUUUCGAAUUUAACGAAGAUUGUGCAGAGCAAAUAGCAUCUGUUAAUCCUUCAACGAAUAAUGCAUCAUCUUCUUCUGUUAAGUGUAAUUUGGAAUCUUCAGCUUUAAAAACUUACAAUUAUCUUCUAAUAGAGCCUAAAAAAGCUAAUACAGAGUUUGAUAUUAUAUUACCUCUAGAAAGACGCAAAGAUUUACAACAGAUAGAUACAAAAAUUAAAUGUGUUAAUGAGAAAGAUACAAUUUCUGAGAACCUGAAUUAUAGUGCAGAAAAGUCAACAUUUGAGAAUACAGAUGUAAAUCAAUUUUACACACAGGAAUGCACAAAUGAUAAUAAAUCGAUACAAAAGCAAUCUGUCCCAUCUUAUGAUUCUGAACAGGUUCCUUUGGCAAUAUAUAAUGACAUAUCACAAAAAUUAAUGCAAAAACAACAAAAUACCAGCAGUAGUCCAAAGAUUGACAAUAGGUAUGAUAAGAAAUUAAAUCAAUCUAAUUUGAAGCCUAGUGUUAGUAAUGUUUUCAGUAGUCUGAAUGAAUAUAUUAAUGCUCCACCUGGAAGUUCAGAUUGUAUUCAUUCUGUACUGGAUGAUUCAGAAAUACAACCUAAUAUAGAAGCUAAAACUAUUUAUCAUGUGAAUGAGGUACCUCAAUUAAUCCAGAGCACCACUAAAGAUAGUGAUAAAAAUGUAAUGCUUAAAGAAACAACUGACAUAAUUGAUUCAAUUCGAGAAGUUUCUGUUUCAAGUCAUGAAGAUGUUACAGUACCCAUAACACUAACAGAGUUACCUAUUACAUGUGAAACUAGCAUUAAAGAAAAUGUAAAUGAUGUUCAUGUAACAAAUUUCAAAACUUUGGAAAGUGAAACUGAACUUUCUAAGGAUGUUACAACAAAUGAAGCUUGUACCGAAUUAAGUGAUAAAGCAGAAAUUACAAACGAAAAAACAAAUAAUUAUAAUUUUGAUAAUGUGGAUCAAGAAAAUAAUUCUAUGCUUGAGUGUACCUACACUCAAGAUAAUUAUUAUGGAAAUGAGUCUACAAUACAAUUACAAAAUAGUGACAAAAAAUUAAGUAUGGAAAAUAUUAGUACAGUUGAUAAAUAUGAAAAUAGUUUAAAACCAGAACAUAAACCAAUAGGAUUUAGUAAUAUUGAUAAUUUAUCAGAGGAUGAAUUGACCAAGUAUUUAACUGAAUUAGAAGAAGAGGAAAAAUUAAGAGAAAGUUGUAACAAACAUGAAAAUAUUACAAAUACAACACAGAAUAUUUCUCAAGAUCAAAAGAAUGAAAAUAAACAGAAUGUUCAAAUUUGUACAGAUACUGUUAUAGAAUCUUCCAAUGUUAUAGAAUCAGAAUUAAAUGAAAAGGCAGAAAGCAUUUCGGUAUCUGGUUAUAAGAAUGAAAAAACAGAUGCAGAAUUACUAGAUAAUACAUUAAGAAAACAAAAUGUACAACAUCAUGAUGAUCAAUUAAAUGAUGAUAAACACAGAGAUAUUUUAAAUAAUUCAAGUAAUAAAGAAUUAAAAUUAUUGCAUGUGGCUAACAUAACGCAAGAUGACGAAGUGAAAUUAGAAAAUGAAUGUGUGCCUAAUGCAAAAAAUACUAAAGACAGUCAAGAAAAUUCUAUGUAUAGCUUAAAUAUUAACCAGGGAUCACUAAGUAAUAGCAAAACAGAAAUACAAUUAAAAGAACAGAAAACAAGUUGUACACAAUAUAGUCAAGCUUGUGAAUUAAAAAUGCCAAGUGAAAUUGAUAGCAUUUCUGAACAAAGAACUUUAGUGACACCUGAAGUAAAAAUAUUAAAUGAUGAAACAAAAGAUAAUGAUGAUGUAAUCCCUACAUCUAUGGAAGUUUAUACAAGGCCAAAUGUAAGUGACAUCAGUGAUUUAGAGAAGCCAGUACGCCCCCAAACAUUAGAUAUUGUUUUGACAAAUAACAGUAAUGAACACCAAGCACUUAGUUCUAUAAAUGAUACACCAUCCUAUCAAGUGCAGUCAGAUGUUGAUGGUCCGAAGGAAGAACAAGGAUCUUCACCAGAUAUUUUAGAGAAUUCUUUACCAGAAUCUAGUUUAGUUUUGGGGAAACAACCGCCAUUCUGGGUUCCUGAUAGUGAUGCACCUAGUUGUAUGCUCUGUGAUGUUAAGUUUACAGUACUCAAAAGACGACAUCACUGUCGUGCAUGUGGAAAAGUGUUAUGUAAUAAAUGUUGCAAUAUGAAGUAUAAAUUAGAAUAUCAAGGAAACAUUGAUUCACGCGUUUGUGUUUCCUGUUAUCAGCUUCUUACUAAAGCUGAAACAGAACAAGGUGUGGGAGAAUGGUUUUCUGAUUAUUCUAUGUGUGUUAAUAAUAAUGAUAUCAAUUCACCUCAGGGGAGACAGCCUAAUCCAAAUAAUCCCAUGGAGUAUUGUUCAACUAUACCACCCUUGCAACAGUUAGCUGGCGGAUUGCCUCCACCUCCUACAGUUAUGGUACCGGUUGGAGUCCUUAAAAGGGAAGAUGGUACAAAAAGUCGGCCUGAAAUUUCAAAAUCUGUUAUGUUCAGUGAUGGAAUAAGGCCUGGCUGUGACCUGACAGAACUAGACAUGUCGUGGGACUUGAAACCACCAUACCGGAAAUCUGGCAGCAAGAGGAUAUCAACACCUGGCACAUCUGUGCCAAGUACUUCUGUUAAGAAACAGAAUUUACCUCGUAUGGACCCAAAUACUGAUAGCUAUGUGCCACAGGAUCCUAGUGCUCUUCCACCAACUGUAACGAUACAUAAAGGACAAGUAUCAUACCAUGCUGUAACGGAUGAGAAUCUUCUUUAUAAGACAUUGAAAAAUGAAUGUGAACCACCUGUUAUGUUUGCGGUCAAUCGAAAUCUUUAUGCUUAUGUCAAAAUAGUGACCUUAAACUGUUGUGUUAAUAAAACGUGUUGGAAUGUAACGUCGAAAGGUUUGGAUUGUGUUGGACAGGAUGAAGUUAUCUUGUUAAUUGAAGUGCUACCUGAUGAAACCCGGAUACCCAAGGAUCUUCUUCUAUUUAUUAAUCAGUUACAUCUUGAAGCUAUGAAAGGAAAUACUAUAUCUGAAUUGGGCUUCUCAAUCUAUCAAGGAGGAAAUUUCUUAGAUUCUCGAGAACAUGCCGGAUUCUUAUUUAUUCGACAAACAUUGCAAUGCUUACAAAAAAUUAUAUUACCUCCUGCCCCAUAUUUAAUUGGUCUUUUAGUUCACAGAUGGGAAACACCAUGGGCAAAGGUAUUUCCAUUACGUCUUAUUUUACGACUUGGAGCAGAAUAUCGUUACUAUCCCUGUCCAUUGUUCUCUGUUCGAUUUCGAGAUGCGUUAUACUUUGAAAUAGGUCAUACAGUUAUGAAAGUUUUAGCGGAUUUCAGAAAUUUUGCAUACACGUUACCAGGAGUAAGAGGACUAACUAUUCAUUUGAGAAACAGAAUGACGGAUGUGAUGUUCCCGAAAAAUCGAUAUGAUCAAGUGAUCAAAGGUUUAAAUAAUUCGAAUGAUCACGUACUAGCAUACGCUUCAAAUUUUAGCAUCGCUGCUGAUUCUCAUUUAGUCUGUAUACAAACUAACACUGGUGAUGAAAGCAGUUAUCAAACACAAGCUAUAAGCAUAAACAAUAAUCUGAGAACAAUAACAGGUACCAGUUUUAUUGUUAUUAACGGAGCUUUAAAAUCAUCAAUGGGUCUCUCAGCAAAAUCUAGUAUAGUUGAGGAUGGACUGAUGGUAGAAAUAAUGCCAGAAAAAAUGGAAGCCUUGAAAGCGGCUUUAAAAAAUAUGCAGGAUUUCUCUAUCGGAUGUGGUCGACAAGGAGCACCGGAGCCAGAUGAAACAGUGAAUAUAAAAUGGGUCGAUAAUGACGUGCAGUUUAACCUAGGAGUUAAAAGUCCUAUUGAUGGGCAAUCAAUGGAUGGUAUUCCAUCAAUCAGAGUACAUAAUGGUAUUGAUUAUAAGGGAACGAGUAGAUUUAUUCGGUGGACAGAAGUAUUUAUUAUUAAUUCUGAUGAUCAUCCGAAUGGCGUUUACGACCCGGUAGAUAUAAAUAAAUUAUCAGGAAACAUAGCGAAAGCAACAUGUACAGCUUUAGUGAAGCUACUAGAUUUAUUAGCUAAUGCUGGUUUAAUGAAACUUGGUGUAAGAACAACUAUCCAUCCCGACAACGUGGGAUAUGAAGCUGGUAGUGAGGGUAUGAAGUUGCCUCCAAUCUACAUGAACAGUUUGGACAAUGAAUUAAUUCAAGUUUUACACAAAGCAGCGCAAAGCAGUCAAGAUACGCAUACUGUGCUUGAAUUAAUUUUUUACAUACUCGAUGAUUAAAAUCUUGCUCCGUUCACUCUUGUUUUGUUAACAAUUUUACUAAAAUAAUAUAAUAGAAGUAUACAGGUCACGAUACAGUACACGCCCGAAAUGUACAAUUUAAAAACUCGUGAAACCACUGAAAAAUAGAUCUUUUAGGAAGGAAAUAUUUUCUAUCUGAGUACUAACCAUCUAUAUAAAUAAUGAAAUACAAAAAAAAAAA